Messenger RNA from Mollisia scopiformis, 661 nucleotides. RefSeq lists its product as uncharacterized. The record is from RefSeq and is a predicted model, not a curated record. NCBI's taxonomy places the organism in Eukaryota, Fungi, Ascomycota, Leotiomycetes, Helotiales, Mollisiaceae. The transcript has a single exon. Bases 113 to 502 code for a protein of 129 amino acids.
CGCCAGCAUUCCGACAUCAUAAAUACUUGCCUUCCCCUCUGCCGUCUUACUCCUCCUUCUACAGAAAAAAUCUUACUGCAACAACGGAGAAAGGAUCCUAAAAGGAACCUUAAUGGAACGCUCAGGGGCAUCCCGGAGGAUUCCCGAGAUAGGCAAGCCGAAUUACCCCUCUUCUUCCGCUGAUGUUCGACUUCUUUUACAGAAAUGCUGCCGUACAUGGACUUUGGAGCUUUUUUCUUGCCGCUGGAUGAGGACGGUUGUCACUUUGCUGGUCAAGUUGUGCUUGCAAGUGUUACGUGUUGGUGCACCGUUUGCAAAUCCUCAGUGGGAUUGGUUCAAACCCGAUGUGCUCAUGCAAUCUAUUCUCGAUCGGAAAACGCCUGCAGGUGCUGGCUUCAAAUGGCAAGUCUUCAGAGCGUUUGUUUCAACCGUGUGGGAUGGUUCCUUGAACCUGCUCGUGGGGGUUUUCUGUUCAGGCUUCUACCACUCGGUCGCGAUUUGACAGCCUGAAAACUUAUUUUCUUUUUUUCACCCUCGUGCCAUGCACAUUUUUAUGCACAGGUAUUUGAACUUGAGGACAAAGAGGUCGAUUUCCCCAGCUCCAAGAGUAUCUUUAGUCAGAUUCACGCUCAAGCUUUUGUAGCAAAGAAGUGAUAGCCGU